Messenger RNA from Camelus dromedarius (Arabian camel), 2331 nucleotides. RefSeq names its product protein phosphatase 1 regulatory subunit 3B (gene PPP1R3B). Gene Ontology annotation, molecular function: protein phosphatase regulator activity; glycogen binding; protein phosphatase 1 binding. NCBI's taxonomy places the organism in Eukaryota, Metazoa, Chordata, Mammalia, Artiodactyla, Camelidae. Gene Ontology annotation, biological process: regulation of glycogen biosynthetic process; regulation of glycogen catabolic process. The coding region runs from base 169 to 1023 and encodes 284 amino acids. The transcript is spliced from 2 exons. The record is from RefSeq and is a predicted model, not a curated record. Gene Ontology annotation, cellular component: protein phosphatase type 1 complex.
ACCCAGCCCAAGCCCUGCCUCCCGGACACAACACACCGAGGCUCACGUAGUCCGGUGGCGGCAGCCUCCCCUGACACCUCCCUCCGAGCUUUCUGAUGCAGCAAGCCAGCUGGAGAGGGGGCUUCCCCGCGGCCCAAAAGGGUUCUAGCCUGUUCUUCUAACCCCGUGAUGGCUGUAGACAUUGAGUGCAGGUACAGCUGCAUGGCCCCCUCCUUGCGCAGAGAGCGGUUCGCCUUCCAGAUCUCACCAAAGCCGAGCAAACCUCUGAGGCCUUGUAUACAGUUGGGCGGCAAGAAUGAAGCCAGUGGGACGGUGGCCCCGACCGUUCAGGAGAAAAAGGUGAAGAAGCGAGUCUCCUUUGCAGACAACCAGGGGCUGGCCCUGACAAUGGUCAAAGUGUUCUCCGAGUUCGAUGACCCAUUAGAUAUCCCGCUGAACAUCACCGAGCUCCUGGACAACAUCGUGAGUCUGACGACAGUGGAGAGCGAGAGCUUUGUGCUGGAUUUCUCCCAGCCAUCUGCAGACUACCUGGACUUUAGAAAUCGGCUUCAGACCGACCACGUCUGCCUGGAGAACUGUGUCCUGAAGGACAGAGCCAUUGCUGGCACAGUGAAGGUGCAGAACCUUGCAUUCGAGAAGAUGGUGAAAAUCAGAAUGACAUUUGACACCUGGAAAAGCUUCACGGACUUUCCCUGUGGGUACGUGAAGGACACGUAUGCGGGCUCAGACAGGGACACUUUCUCCUUUGACAUCAGUUUGCCUGAGAAAAUUCAGUCUUAUGAAAGGAUGGAAUUUGCUGUGUGCUAUGAGUGCAAUGGGCAGACAUACUGGGACAGCAACAAAGGCAAAAACUAUAGGAUCAUCCGGGCAGAGUUAAAAUCCACCCAGGGAACAGCCCAGCAACCAAAUGGACCGGAUUUUGGAAUAGCCUUUGACCAGUUUGGAAGCCCUCGGUGUUCCUACGGUCUGUUUGCCGAGUGGCCUAGUUAUUUAGGAUAUGAAAAGCUCGGGCCCUACUACUAGUGAUAGCGUGCGAUGGAACGGGGCUGUGGUGCAGACGAGCCAAGCUACAGUCACCACGGGAUGGAGAUGAAGGCCUCGAGAAAAGCUGAACUGCCAUCAGACGUGGUUUUUGAAAAGAAAGGAUCCUAGUCACUUUUUCUUCAAUCAGUCAAGCCAGUCAGGUUUAGAUCACAGAACUGGGUCAAUACUAGGUGUGCUGGUCUGUCUGGCACCCACAGGGCAACAAUGAGAGCCUGAGCAGGAUGGUGCCAGAAAGGGUCUGGACCAGACCCAGGCCUGUAGGCAGCGCUGGUGACACCAGAGGACGGUGGCUUAAUAAUGAGGUCGCCUGAAGGAGCCUUUCUCUCCUGGGGUGUGGGAAGUGAGUCACCUGGAAAGCCCUGUUCCCAGCCACAUCCCACUGGCUCUGGGCUCUCUUCUUCGGGUCUUCCUGGCUCAGCCAGGUCCUGCCUGCCUGUUGCUGCUGUUCCGUGUCUAUGUGUGCUUCAUACUUUUUCUCUGUGCAAUUUUUGAUUUGGUUUUCUUCCACAGUUCAUCUAAUGUUCAGGAAAAGAUAAUAAAGGCAAAUCAGCUCAUGACAGAGACUGGCAUUUCCUCUUUCUGAUGCUACAUAGAUACCCCAGCAGAGGACAAGACACCAGCUAUCGAAAGUAACUGGCUCCUAUGCAGUGUUUCUGAUGGCAGGCUUAUGCCAGGCAGAACAGUCAUGAGUGGGACACUUUUAAAUUCUCCUCUUGGCUUUGGGGGAACUUUCUAAGCACUCAUUCUUUGCCUGAGUCACCUGACUGCUCGACGGACGGCUCAGUUACAAGACAUGUUGUAACUUGCCUGGCUGGUUUGCCCAUGUCUAUCUUCACAAAAAGAUUUUAGAAUCUCUUUUCCUGGAGAGUCAUCUUUUAUGCUGUAUUUGGGACGUUUUGAUUUAGAGAGUCAAUAUAUCCUCAAUGCCUUCAGAAAAUGUUCAGUUGUAUUUUGACUGUGAUUUACAUCCACUUUGUAAACAACACUUUACAAGCCCCCAUGGACUCUGAUUUGGUUGUUUUUAUUUAUGGUGUGUGGGUAUGUAAAGGAAUAGGGGAGAAAAACCUCACCAGGUUCUCAGAUUUUAUUUUCACUGUUUGCCAACUAUGAAAUAUCAGAGAUUAAUUGUUCUUAACCAUAUUGGACUAAAGCAUUAAAAGUCUGUGGGUUCAUGUUAUUGUGAGACUCCUGGGGCUUUCCUUGUCAGAUGCACCCCAAACCCUGUGAUUUUUCUUGGACAAGACUGGUUGGUACUUGGGGGUAUUUAAAAAAAUAUUUUUACAUGUA